AUGGCUAAGCAAAAGGUGAGUACCAAAACCAAAAAGAGAUAUAGGUAUUCUUCAUUUAAAGCAAGAAUAGAUGAUUUGAAGAUAGAGCCAGCCCAUAAUUUAGAAAAGAGAGUACACGAUUAUGUUGAAACGUCUCAUUUUUUAGCUUCCUUUGAGCAUUGGAAAGAUAUCAAUUUAAGUGCAGGUUUUACAGAAUUUGCUUAUGAAGUACAACCUAUGGUACAAACACUGCCACAAAUUCUCCAUUACCAGGACAUAAUUUUCGAAAAAUUACUCGAAUAUAUCAAGAAACAAAAUGAAAAGUGUUUACAGCCGCUUCUGGACUUACUAGCUCAAUUUUGUCAUGAUUUGGGGCCUGAUUUUUUGAAAUUCUAUAAAACUGCGGUCUUGGCACUUAUUGGUUUAUUAGAUUCCGCAGCGGAUCUUGAAUCUCUGAAUGUAUUUGAAUGGGGAUUCAAUUGUUUAGCAUAUUUGUUCAAGUAUCUUUCAAGAAUUUUGAGUAAUGAUUUAAGACCUACCUUUGAUAUUCUAUUCCCAUUGCUAUCACAUUCAAAAGAGUACAUAUCACGAUUUUCCGCUGAAGCAUUAUCUUUUUUGGUUAGAAAGACGAAUUCAAGGAACCUUUCUGACUUUAUAUCUCACGUAUUGCAGAGAUUACAAAGUGAACAAGAAUCUCAUUUUUACGAUGGGCUUUUGACUUUGUUUACGGAGGCUUUAACAACGACACCUGGGGCUCUGCACUCUAAAGCGCAGGUUAUAGUAAGAGUCUUGGCUAGUGAUGCUUUACGUAUGAGUGAAAAUGAACAAUGUGUCAAUCUGUUCUGUGAUAUUUGGAUGAAUAUUUCAAAGCACUCCACUGUUGAGAAUAUGGAACCGGUGACCGAGUGCUUGAUUGAUGUUUUGAAGAGUAAUUUAACAAAUGAAAGAAAUGCUGUUAUGCAGAUUCUUUCUGUUAUCGUGUAUGCCGAGAGUGGGAGAAAAAUUUCAAAUUGGGACAGUAUUACAUGGUUUAUUGGUGACAUUAUAGCUGAAAAAUCUUUUAUUUCAGAAUUGAAUCCCAGUAAAGUAUGCUUUUUCUUCGCAAUUAUACUACGUAAUGCUGAUCUUAAGAGUUUAACAAAAUGCUAUAGGGAUAUUUUUGAUUUUUUCAUGCAUCAGUAUCAGAGCAAUUUUUUGGUCUUUUUGAGUAUGGCAUUAGAAUUAUCGAGCGAUCGAUUAUUCUCUUUGAAUGGGGGCAGGUUUUUGCAGCAGUUCAUUAAUGAUAAUUGGGGGUUGUUCUCUCCACAACUGGCAUUAUUCAUACAAGACCUGGAAGAAAAGAAUCUACUGCACCAUAAGAUUAAUGUUUCUGUUCCUCAUGAAUGUGUCUCUUCCAUCCUAUCUUAUUUCCACUCGAUUUCUGAGAUAACGACCUUAGAAGAGUUCUAUAACAUAUAUUGGAGGGUGAUUCUCAUGCGUCAGGCUACAACUAUUGAUUUCACGGCAUUAUCAAACCUUUCUAAGCUUAUUUUGUCCUCAUCCUUUCUAGAGAAUGAUUUUUCAAGGGAUGUGUUAGGUCUAGUUAUUGAAUGUCUUUCAAGUGGCAACGUAGGCGAAUAUGGUGAAAUAAUAUAUGAAUGUCUUGCAAGGUUUUCAGAGUUCAGAAAAAGUAUAUUUUUCAUUAAAGGUCUGAAUAAGGUUUUGUCCAAAUUUGAAGAUAAACAAGAGCUGAAUACUAAAAUUGGUAGGUGUUCUUCAUUAUUGUCAGAGGUUUCAAGUAAUUUUUCUCUUCCCAACAGCUCUAUACGUUAUGAAACCAUGAAUUUACUAUACACUAUCUUUGACAUCAAUAAUCAAACUAUCCCUCAGCUACUAAAUGAGUGUAAGAUUAUUGAGCAGAUCCCUUUAACCUUGGAAAAUGCUCGUGAUAUUACGACUAGAAUCAGAAAUCUAGGAGCAUACUUUUCACAAAAUUCAUACGAUAAUAUUGUCAUAACUUCAUUUAUCAAAGAUAUUUUUGGUUUAUUAACCGUACGUUUCUCACCCGUCUGGGACGGUAUAUCAGAGAUAAUUCCUCUGAUCUAUAAAAGAGAUACCUCCUUGGUCUGGUCCUUAUUGUUGCAAUUUUUAACGAUUAGUGAUAACAAUGAAGAAGUAGAUUAUUAUGAGCAUAUCGACAAUACCAGCAGCGAUAUCGUGCUGUGGUCUUCGCAUAUCCCAAGACUAGAAGGAACGAUCGAAACUUUCAUCUCCAUACAUAGCAAAUACCAUUCGCAUGUCAGUUCCAUGGUGAACUAUUUAAAGGAAAAGAGGGGUUCAUUUGUAUAUCCUCAGCAUGUUAGAGCACAGUCCUUGAAGCUACUUUUAUCAAUUCCUCACUUGGCUGAAAAAAACUCUCAAUCCUUCGUACCAUUUUUAUUUAAUGAUAUUGAAUCGGACGAACUGUUUGAAUCUAAUGAGUUUUCAGCUGCGGUUUGGUCUGAGCAGGAUAGAAAUAUGCUUCUCAAAAUAGUAGCAAAAUUCUCUGAUAUGAAGCAUAUCUAUAAGAGUGAGGAACUUUAUAAUAGACUACUGAACAUAUUGGGUAGCCGUCAUACGGAGGCUCAAAAGUUGGCGCUUUCUGCUAUUUCUAGCUAUAAAAUUGCGGUUAUAAACAAGUAUAAGGAUAACCUAAGGAACCUAUUAGAUGAUACACUGUUCAAGGAUGAAAUUACAAAAUUCCUUUCUGAGGGGGGUCAUCAAGCUAUCGAUAAAGCUGACGAGGAUGAGUUGAUUCCUUAUGUUUUGCGCAUCCUCUUCGGCCGUGUUCAGGCAGCAUCCACAAGUGGGCUAAAGAAGAGCAGAAAGGUUGCAGCUCUAUCAGUCCUGCCAAGUUUGAAGGAAGAGCACAUUUCGGCCUUUUUGGCACUUGGUUACAGUCGUUUCGAAUAUGAAUAUUUUUUUGAAAAUGGCUACCAUGUAUCUGAUUCGGCUGUUUUACUUGCUUCCGUCAGAAAGUUGCUCGGUUUCGUUACUAUUUUUGACGCCACUGUAAGUAUAUUAGGCUCGAAGGUUCCACAUGCUAUUUUAUCCGCCCUACGUCCACUUGUGUAUUCUAUUGCAGUGUCAUAUGCAGUUAGCUUAGACCCUGAGACUGAAGCUUAUACACUAAAAAUGGCUGCAAAUUUAAGACAGAAGGCUCUUAAAUGUCUUAAUGACGUUUUCCAAAACUUAGGAGACAGGGUACAAUGGAAUGAAUACGUCUCGGAGAUAUAUGAGGUUAUUAUUGAUCCUCGUAUAGAGACUUUCGCCCAUGAAAACUUACAGCAGGUUUCUUCUAUUUUGAAGUUAGUAGUAUUUUGGACAAAGAAUAAAGAAUUCUACCCAUUCUUGUAUAGAGAUGACUACUCCAUAAUGAAAGCUCUUAUGUGUACACUUUCAAGUGAGCAUGUGAAAGAGCCCGUUGUCGCUACUAUUUUAGAUGGUGUUCACGAGUUUAUGAAAAAUCCAACUUCUGAUGGUGAAUACGUCGAAGUCGUUACUCUCAUUGUAACUGCAUGUUUAGAACUCAUUCCUAAAUUGUAUAAGAAUGUUGUUAACAACCAAACAAACUCGAUUGCAGUGGCCUUGUUGUUGAAUAUGGCUCAGCUAGGAUACAUACAAUCCAAUGAAACGAGGCAACAUUUGCUAAACUCAAUGCUGGUUAUUGUUGAAGAUAAUUUCAAAAAGGUUGACAGAAAGGACAUAGCAAAUAUUCUGGAUGUUAUAUCACUCGUGGCUCGUGAAUACGAAUGUGCUUGGGAUGAUAUUGAACCUUUAUAUAAGGCAAUUUCAAAUCUCUAUAAAUCAUUUUCCGAGAAGGAAUUAAGAGGUUCAUUGAAUUCCAUAUUCUUAAGCAUUAGCGAGGGUUUUCCAAAGAUGAAGCAAGUAUCUUUACUACUAUGUGACUUGAAUUCAUAUUCUCCAAGACGUAUCCAGGAGUACGAUUUCCCAAAAAUGUUAUCCGCCUUCAAAAAGUUUAUUGAUGGCUCAUAUAACUCCUUCAAUGUAUUGGAAUGGUAUCCCAUCAUUUGCACUUGUUUGUUUUUCAUAAAGGACAAGGAAGAAUUGGCAAUUAGAACAAAUGCAGCCCAUGUAAUAAAGAAGUUUAUCGAUUAUAUGAAUGCUAAAGACUCUGAAGAUUUACGUACCCAGUGUGCGGCUAUUGUAAAGGAUACAUUAUUACCUGCCAUACGUGACGCAUUGAAAAGGAAUACCGAAGAGUCUCAGGCUGAAUACAUUUCAGUUUUAGCUUAUAUUGUUGAGAAUAGCAAAUAUUUCACAUCUCUUAACGAUAUGCGUAUAUUACUUUUCAAUGGUGACGAAGAAGCCAACUUCUUCUCAAAUAUUACUCACAUCCAACUACAUCGUAGACAAAGAGCAAUUAAGAGACUGGGUGAUGUAGCAGAUGAACUUGCUGAUAAUAGUAUUGCUCACUAUCUACUUCCAAUUGCUGAGCAUUAUGUUUUUUCGACAGAGGAAAAAUAUAGAAAUCUAGGAAACACGGCCCUUGUUACAAUUGGCUCCUUGUCUAACGCAUUAAACUGGCACCAAUAUAAAGCGCUGGUUCGUAGAUAUGUUUUCAUCGUAAAAAAGGGUGAGGAUAAUCUAAAGGCAGCAGUGCUGUUACUGAAUCAAAUCUCCGUGUCCUUUAAAAACAGCAUGCAAGACAUAAGAGAAAUUAGGGUGGUGAAGGGAGGUAUCAAGAAGGUGCCAAGCAAUUUAUCCGAUCCAGAAAAGUUCGUUAAAAAUGAAAUAUAUCCAACUUUGAACAAUAUUUUAGCAAAACGAGAGGAAGAAACUGUCAUUUCUCGGAUUCCAUUAACAGAAGCCUUAGUAAACUUUAUACUGGGCUUAUCAAAAGAAGAUACAGUUAGUUUACUACCAGGUAUUCUUACAUCAGUUUGUCAGAUUUUAAGAAGUAGGUCAGAGGAACUACGUGAAUCAGUAAGGACUACAUUAUCCAAGGUAACUACUACACUAGGACCAAACUACAUAUUUUUUAUCAUAAAAGAAUUGAAAUCUGCCUUGAAGAGAGGUUCGCAAGUACAUGUUUUGAGUUAUACUGUUCACCACUUGUUAAGGGCACUUUCUGAGGAGUUACAGCAUACAGACCUUGACCAAUCCGCUCGUAUGAUUGUCCAGAUUAUCAUGGAAGAUAUUUUUGGAUCUGCAGGUCAAGAGAAAGAUUCUGAUAAUUAUCGUACAAAAAUGAAAGAAGUCAAAAUCAAUAAAAGUUAUGAUACUGGUGAAAUACUUGCAGCUAACAUUUCUCUCAAUAUGUUCAAUGAGUUACUUCAACCAGUAAGGGCUCUUUUAUCUGAACGGAUGGGUCUAAAAAAUCAAAAUAAGUUAGAGGAAUUGCUGCGCAGAUAUACCCUUGGUUUGAAUCGGAACAGUGCCUCUUCCUCUAAGGAAGUCCUUUCCCUAUGUUACGAAAUUUUCCAACAAUCCCAAUUUGAGAAGGAUAGCAAGGCUUCAAAAGUUCAGCCGAAGUCUAGAUCAGAAGCAGAGGAGUUCUUUUUAGUCAACUUGAAUGCAAAGUCUCAUAUUGUGCAAAUAGAAAGCUCUCUGUUAGUGGAUACACUUCAGAAGUUUUCUCUAGAUCUGUUGCGCACAGUCUUGACAAGGCAUCGUGGACUGUUAGAAGUUUCUCACGUAGGUGGAUUUAUCCCAGUGUUAAAGGAGUCUUUGCUGUCCGCAAAUGAGGGUGUAUUGAUUAGCACACUUCGUCUUCUUGUUAUUGUGGUGAAGUUAGACUUUUCUGAUGAUUCUGAGCCAAUCUUCAAAAAUGGUGCAAGAAAAGUUUUGAACUUGAUAAAAGAUUCUCCAUCCACUUCCAGCGAACUAUGCCAGAUCGGUCUGAAGUUCCUUUCUUCAUUUAUUCGCCACAAAGAUAUAAAAUUGAAAGAUACUGCUCUAAGUUAUGUUCUCGGUAGAAUUUUACCAGAUCUAAAUGAACCAAGUAAACAAGGACUGGCGUUUAACUUUUUGAAAGCUUUGGUCUCAAAGCAUAUAAUGCUGCCUGAGAUUUAUGACGUAAUAAAUGUUGUAAGAGAGACCAUGGUUACGAAUCAUUCAAAAGAAAUUCGUGAUGUCGCUAGGAGUGUCUACUUUCAAUUUUUAAUGGAGUACGACCAAAGUAGAGGCCGAUUAGAAAAGCAGUUCAAGUUUAUGGUAGAUAAUUUACAAUAUCCUUCUCAGGAAGGUAAGCAAUCGAUAUUGGAAUUGAUCAACCUUAUCAUUAUCAAAGCAAGUCCAGAUCUAUUAUCAAGACUGUCUUCUUCAUUUUUCCUUUCCCUGGCAAACUUAUCACUCAGUGAUGACUCUUCAAAAUGUCGUGAAAUGGCAACUCUUCUACUUUCUGCCUUAUUUAACAAAUUAAGUAACGGAGAUCUCGUCGUGAUCAAAAAAUAUUUAACAGCAUGGUUGAAGCAAGAAGAUAAACCCGCUUUUUUGAAUUUAGGUUUAAGAAUUCACAAGAUUUAUAUAUCUAGCGUUGAUUUCCAGGAAGAUGAAGAAUUUAAUGUGCUAGCUUUGAACCGAAUUAAGGGCGUUUUAUCUGAAACUGAUGCCGGAUCAGAGACUCAGUGGGAUCUUAUUUAUACUGCUCUAAAUGAUUUCACAGUUUUCUAUAGUAAAAAAGAAUUCAUGUUCGAAAAGGGCUAUAAAUCCAUCUGGCAAAACGUGCUGGGAUGUCUCCUGUAUCCACAUAUGUGGGUUCGACAAAUUGCUAGUCAAAUUGUCAACGAUUUGUUUAAUAAUAUCGAUAAAUUCGAAGAGCCUUUCAACAAUGCGGAAAUACAAAAUAUAUCAUCCAGAUUAAUUCGUCAACUCAGCGCACCGUCAAUUUCGGAGGGUUUGGCUACUAUAUGUGUCAAGACAUUAGUCCAAAUUGCUAAGCUCUGGUCUGAAAAUCAAACUGAAUAUAUUGUUAGCGAAUCUUCUACUUCUAAUUAUUUGAAUGCAAUCGAUUAUAUGGUUACAAGAACUUCAGCACUUAUAAGAAGUCAAGAAAAUCCAGCUGAUUCCCUCAUGUCAAAGAAGUCAGGUAUCCAAUUAUUCAUAUUUUUACUCCAAAUACUAUCCACUGAACAAAUUAAGCAAGAAGCAGAAAAGAUUCUUUUGGCGCUCUACAUGUAUCUUGAAACUGAUAGUCGACAAUUAAAUGACGAUGAAGAAGAAUUGAAUAAAGUAAGUCAAGAAUGUUUACAGAUGCUUGAAUCAAAACUGUCAGUUCCCGAAUUCACUACGGCCUAUGCAAACGUGAAACAAGUAGUUAUAGAAAGAAGACAAGAAAGAAAAGCAAAGAGAUCUAUUCUGGCUGUUAAUGCACCUGAUAUUGCAGCUCAAAAAAAGAUAAAAAAGCAUGUAAGAUCCAGAGAGAAACGUAAGCAUGAGAGAGACGACAGUGGUUUCUAUCAAAGAAGAAAUAAAAAGAAGAGAGUUUAA
Molecule: messenger RNA, 7449 nt
Organism: Kazachstania africana CBS 2517
Lineage: Eukaryota; Fungi; Ascomycota; Saccharomycetes; Saccharomycetales; Saccharomycetaceae
Gene: UTP20
Product: Utp20p
Exons: 1
Coding region: 1-7449 (2482 amino acids)
Cellular component (GO): nucleolus; small-subunit processome; 90S preribosome
Source: RefSeq, a predicted model, not a curated record